CCCACCAUGGUCCCCUACUCUGCCAUUGCUCCACGGCCAAGGUCCUCCAAGGUUCCACUGUCUACCAUUGCUCCAUGGCCCUGGUCCUCCAAGGUUCCACUGUCUGUCACAGCUCCACGGCCCUGGUCCUCCAAGGUUCCACUGUCUGUCACAGCUCCACGGCCCUGGUCCUCCAAGGUUCCACUGUCUGCUAUUGCGCCAUGGCCCAGGCCCUCCAGUGUCUCACGGUCUGCCACAGCUCCACGGCCCAGGUCCUCUCAGGUUCCACUGUCUGCUAUUGCGCCAUGGCCCAGGCCCUCCAGUGUCUCACGGUCUGCCACAGCUCCACGGCCCAGGUCCUCUGAGGUUCCACUGUCUGCCACAGCUCUACGGUCCAGGUCCUCCAGUGCUUCACUGUCUGUCCCUGCUCCACGAUCCAGGCCCACCUGCUCUACAUGGACCUGGCCCUCCAUCCCACCCCCUGUUUUGCCUCUGUUCCCCCACCCACCUGGACUGUUGUUUGAGCGCCAGGAGUCGCUCCUAGGGGGGGGGGAUUCUGUAACGCCAAGCCAGCAGAGGGAGCCCUCACCCCAGUUCUGCUUGCAUGCUCCCUCUGCUGCUUCUACUGUCACUUCCUGUUUGUCACUAUUUAAGGACUCACCAUGUGCUCACUUCUUUGCGAAGUAUUGCCAGUUUCACCUGCCUUACCAAGCGUUUAUAAUAUUACUCUGUUGGAUUACCUGUUGCGACCUUGCUUUGUUUAUGGACUCUUGAUUUACGGAUUACCCCUGUUGGAUUGUUUGCCUGUUUGGACUGUUUUCAAGGUUUGACCCCUUUUCUGUCCUUUGACUAUC
Molecule: messenger RNA, 833 nt
Organism: Labeo rohita (rohu)
Lineage: Eukaryota; Metazoa; Chordata; Actinopteri; Cypriniformes; Cyprinidae
Product: anti-sigma-I factor RsgI2-like
Exons: 2
Coding region: 7-753 (248 amino acids)
Source: RefSeq, a predicted model, not a curated record